Molecule: messenger RNA, 1017 nt
Organism: Helianthus annuus (common sunflower)
Lineage: Eukaryota; Viridiplantae; Streptophyta; Magnoliopsida; Asterales; Asteraceae
Exons: 1
Coding region: 1-1017 (338 amino acids)
Source: RefSeq, a predicted model, not a curated record
AUGUACUUGUUGGUAAAUGUGGAUGAUUUACUAUUAACAGGGAAUCAAGAUCACAUGCUCAAGUCUUUCAUCAAGUGCCUUCAUAAUACGUUUGCAAUUAAAGACUUGGGGAAGCUUAGUUAUUUUCUUGGGCUGGAAGUUACCUACACCAACAAUGGCCUGUUUUUAAAUCAAUCUAAAUAUGCUGGUGAAAUAUUGGAAUGGGCUAAAAUGGUGGAUGCUAAACCCGUUCAUACCCCUCUACCUUCAAAUGUCUCAUUUUCCUCUACGGGGGAUCCUUAUGAUGACCCUACACAUUAUCGGUCGAUUGUAGGGGUUUUACAAUACUUAACUAUCACUCGCCCCGACAUAUCCUAUGCUAUAAACCAGGUUAGCCAAUUUCUCAAUGCUCUAACCACAUCUCACUUUCUAGAAGUUAAGCGGAUAUUACGGUAUAUUAAAGGCACAAUUGCAUAUGGACUUCAUUUUUCUAAACCCACAACCACAUCAAUUAUUGGUUUCUCUGAUGCUGAUUGGGCACGGUGUCUUGAGACUCGCCGCUCAACCUAUGGGUAUUCUAUAUUCUUAGGAGAUAAACUUGUAUCCUGGAGUGCGAAGAAGCAACCCACGGUCUCGCGCUCGAGUUGUGAAUCUGAAUAUAGAGCUAUGGCUAACACUGCGGCUGAAAUUAUUUGGAUUACUCAUCUACUCCAAGAACUUCAUGCGCUGCCUUCAACGAGACCUACUCUCUUAUGUGAUAACCAAAGCGCUUUGUUUCUAACUCAGAAUCCGGUCUCCCACAAACGUGUCAAACAUCUUGAACUAGACUAUCACUUUAUCCGUGAGUUAGUAUCUUCGGGGAGGCUCUACACUAAAUUUAUCCCAUCCAAGCUCCAGGUGACUGACAUAUUCACUAAAAGUCUUCCUCGGCCUCAAUUUGAAGCUCUUCGGAAGAUGCUCCGUCUUGGUCCCCCACCGUCUCGCUUGCGGGGGAUAUUAACAUACCACUCACUUAAUUACCUUAUUAUCUCUAGAUAA